AUGUUCUCAGACAAUGAAGGCUGUGUCUCACAAAGCUCGACAUGGGAUGGUGCACCACUGGGUUCCCGCUCUCUGCUCAGCUGUGCUGUUGUGAUGGGGCUCCAGGCUGGGACAAGUUGGCUUCGUGGGGACCUUGUCCUCCUACCUACGGUGGUGGCGAUGCUUCUCCUCUGUGCAAGUGCUGGUCCAGCAGCACCCACUGCCAGCUCCCGGAGUGGGUUCCCCGCAGACUGCAGCCAUCUCCGCAAGGCCAGCCCCAGCGGGGUGUACGUCAUCCAGCCGGCGGGGUCACCUCCACGCGUGGUGUGGUGUGACAUGGACACCGAAGGCAAAGGCUGGACUGUUGUCCAGAGAAACUCUCAUGACACUGAGCUCACAUGGAAGCAAUCCUGGACCACAUACAAGUAUGGCUUUGGAAACGUGCAGGGCGAUCACUGGCUGGGCACUGAGUACCUGCACCUGCUGACACAGCAGGGCACAUACAAGGUCCGCUUCAUCGUGCGGAAUAAAGCCAAUGUCACCCAUUACGCCGAGUAUGACAUCUUCAGGGUGGAGAGUGAGGCUAGCGGGUACCCGCUAAGGCUGGGACGAUAUUCUGGUGAUGGGGAUGACUAUCUGACCAGCUAUCACCCCAAGAAGGGGGGCAUACAUGACAACAUGAAGUUCAGCACGACUGACAAGGACCAGGACCAAUACAGAGGGAACUGCGCCAACAGCUACGGGGGCUGGUGGUACGACAAGUGCCAGAACAUCCUGCUCAAUGCCAAAAAACACAUCCUUUGGCCAGGAUUUUGUGAUAAUGGUGAUUGUGCAUCCUCCCUUAUCCUGGUCAAACCCACAGAUGUGUGCUGA
Antrostomus carolinensis (chuck-will's-widow) is the source of this 852-nucleotide messenger RNA. RefSeq names its product fibrinogen-like protein 1-like protein. The record is from RefSeq and is a predicted model, not a curated record. The coding region runs from base 1 to 852 and encodes 283 amino acids. Lineage: Eukaryota; Metazoa; Chordata; Aves; Caprimulgiformes; Caprimulgidae. The transcript is spliced from 4 exons.